Molecule: messenger RNA, 3521 nt
Organism: Drosophila sechellia
Lineage: Eukaryota; Metazoa; Arthropoda; Insecta; Diptera; Drosophilidae
Gene: fj
Product: four-jointed box kinase
Exons: 1
Coding region: 1320-3071 (583 amino acids)
Biological process (GO): cell-cell signaling
Source: RefSeq, a predicted model, not a curated record
AAUCUCGAAGCGAGCGGUACGCAGGCGCGCAGUCGCACAUCCGUCAGCACAGCAAACGCCAGAAACCAACACCUUUAGUUCCGAUUCAGAUAUAGUGCGACAAUCUAAACACGCGUUCGCACACCAACCACAUCGCGGUGCAAAACGAGAAAGAGGCGCGAGGCAAGGAGUGCAAACAUAUGUAUGGACAGCGAAAUAAAUAAAGCGGAGGCAUAAAAAUUCCUCACAUCGUUCGGUGCGCAGCGACGAAGAUCGAAUGCGGACAAAAAGGCUAAAAUACAGCGAGGCCAAAUAAAAGCGAUUCGCAGCCAAGUCGAAGGUGCUCCGAGUGGAGUGGCGAAGGUGCGAGACAAGAAAUUAAAUUGAUAAAGCCUAAAAAGCGGAGCCUAGGACUUUGUCCUCUCCCUCGGCCCCAACAAAAGCAACAAAACCAACAAACAAACAAACAAACCAACACACACACAAACUUGUCGCGUUGUUUGCUCGGCGCGGGCAAUUAUCGGGCGAAUAUCGGGAAUCUGGGAAUUCGAGUGUGAAGCAACCCCACCAGAGUGUUAAAGUGUGUGCCAGUGUGUGUGUGCGAGUGUGCAUAUAGUGUGUGUAUCGCUUAGCUGGUGUGGCAAAUAGCUCAGAGCCACGAAAUUGCUUUUAUCGGCGCACCAAAUCGCGCCGCCAACUGCUCAAGUCCAGAAAUUAAAAACAAAAAGAGAAACUGUUCGGUUCGUUUGGCCGAAGGGCCAGCUAGCCAUCUCGCAAAAUAUUAGCCAGCAAACAAACAAACAAACGGCCAGCACAAAAAUGUAUAAUAAAAAAUUACAGCAAGUGAUCGUGCAGAAAAUAGAUCGAUAAACCCAAACCCCAAACCCCCAAACCCAAAACGAACUCGAACCCGAAAUCUGACAAAAAAAAACAAAAACGCGAAAAAGCGACGCGGUCCAGCGGAGAGUAUAAAAAUAAAUAAACGAGCGACGAUCAGCGAGCGAUCAAGGAGCUAAAGCAGGAGGAGCACGUUUCUGGGUUUUUGUUUCAAUUUCAAUUGUGGAAAUCGUAGAGGAAAAAUUCGAACCGGUCCCCGCCGAGAGUCGCCAACGAGGAGCGGAGGACGAAGCCAGCAACCGAGAACGAACCACCGAUAUUUAUUAAAAAAAGACAGAAAUUAAUUUCACGAUUUUGUGAGGCACCACAGCAAUACAGCAAGACAGCACCACCACCACCCCUUUCGCUUCCAUCGCCGCCCUCCAUGAGCGGCUUGAACUUUGAGCCUAAGGUCUGGGCUUCCACAGGGAACUAGGGAUCGGGAUAUUCGGCCCGCCGGCAAAAUGUACGACAUCAAGCGCCUGGAAGCGGGACAACAGAAACUACAGCAAGCACAGCAACCACUGGGCCUUGACCUGAGCGGCCAGCAACAGCAACUCACCUGCAGCGUGAUCACAGCGCCCGAGCAUCGGGCUAAUCCCAAUCCCAGCUCCAUUUCGCAAUCCAACCACAGCGAGGCCACCCACAUGACUUUGUUGACGCUGCGCCGGCGCCGUUCGCUGCAGCGACGCGCCUGCCUCCUGAGCAUCCUCGCCGCCUUCGUCUUUGGCAUGGCACUGGGCGUGGUUGUGCCCAUGUUCGGCCUGCCCCGCCACCAGGAUUCCCCGCCAGAUCUGCCAGAGGAGCAGAUACAGAUGGUUGCCGUGGAGCCGCUGAGCAGCUACCGCGUGGAGUUCAUCAAGGAGACGGACGAGCUGAGUGCCGAGCAGGUAUUCCGCAAUGCCUUCCAUUUGGAGCAGGACAAGGAUGCUCCGGACUCGAUGGUGGUGAAGAAGCUGGACACCAACGACGGCAGCAUCAAGGAGUUCCACGUGCAGCGCACUGCCAGCGGUCGAUAUCGCAAGGGUCCGGAGAGAAGACUGUCCAAGCAGAUGCCGGAGAGGAUGCAGACACAAGAGACCCCUCGGGCUCCGACGACCUCGCCCACAAAUCCUACCAGUGAGCAUCAAGCGGGACUCAUUGAGGAGGAUGUCUAUUGGGGUCCCACUGUGGAGCAGGCUCUGCCCAAGGGAUUCGCAGCCAAGGAUCAAGUCUCUUGGGAACGCUUCGUGGGAGAGCAGGGCCGAGUAGUUCGCCUGGAGCAGGGAUGCGGAAGAAUGCAGAACCGCAUGGUGGUCUUUGCGGAUGGAACAAGGGCCUGUGCCCGCUACCGCCAGAAUACGGAUCAGAUUCAGGGCGAGAUAUUCAGCUACUACUUGGGCCAGCUCUUGAACAUAAGCAAUCUGGCCCCGAGUGCCGCCACCGUAGUGGACACCAGUACGCCCAAUUGGGCCGCUGCCCUGGGCGACAUCACACAGGCGCAGUGGAAGGAGCGCCGACCAGUGGUGCUGACCCGCUGGCUGUCCGAUCUGGAGCCGGCUGGGAUACCACAGCCCUUCCAGCCGCUAGAGCGGCAUCUCAACAAACACGACGUCUGGAACCUGACGCGGCACAUGCAAUCCGAAAGGCAAGCGCAGUCGCAGCCGCACGGAUUACUCAAGCGGUUGGGGGCUGCCAGUUCGUCCGGCUCCGCUCAUCAAUCAAACGCGAUUGAGGAGACAGGAACAGGAACCGAAACGGCCAACGGAGCGCUGGUGCAGCGACUAAUUGAAUUGGCACAAUGGUCCGAUUUAAUCGUCUUCGAUUACCUGAUCGCGAACCUCGAUCGCGUGGUUAAUAACCUGUACAACUUUCAAUGGAACGCCGACAUCAUGGCCGCGCCGGCGCACAACCUUGCCCGCCAGUCCGCCUCGCAGCUGCUCGUCUUCCUGGACAACGAAAGCGGCCUGCUGCACGGCUACCGUCUGUUGAAGAAGUACGAGGCAUACCACAGCCUCCUGCUCGACAACCUGUGCGUCUUCCGGCGACCCACAAUCGACGCCCUGCGACGUUUGCGGGCGGCGGGUGCGGGACGCCGGCUGCGUGACCUCUUCGAGCGGACGACCAGCGCCGGAGUGCGGGAUGUUUUACCUUCCCUGCCGGACAAGUCCGUGAAAAUCCUGGUGGAGCGCAUCGAUCGGGUGCUGGGCCAGGUGCAGAAGUGCCAGGGCAGCUAAUGAAUCGAUAGCAUCAGCCCUUGCCCCCAAACACGACUGAUAAGCUGUUAAUACCGAAGCAGCAGUGGGUCCAUCUUCACCUGGAUUGGGAUUGCAGUAGUCAAGGGGUCAGUGGCUUUGGCGGGGUUAUAUUUUAAAAAGGGGUUCUAGAAAAUUGUUAUCAUAUAAAAUGGAAACUUAUAAAUUUUAAUCAUUGGGAGUCUUUUAAAGCAUAUUCGAUGAGCCACUGACCCAAGGAGAUCCGAGUAUUAAGGGGUGAUCCACUAAAAUACCUAUCUUGUAAAUGCCAGACUCUAUCCAUGAGUAUUAAGCUUACCUAUCCGUAAAUGUAUCUGUAUAAACUAAGCCUAGCUAGCGUUAACAAUGUGUGUGAUAUUUGUAUAAGGAACCAGACUAAGUAGAUUUCAUUUUACCUUUACAACCAAUAAACCACAAAUAUACCGAACGAAA